Molecule: messenger RNA, 1580 nt
Organism: Gastrolobium bilobum
Lineage: Eukaryota; Viridiplantae; Streptophyta; Magnoliopsida; Fabales; Fabaceae
Product: thylakoid ADP,ATP carrier protein, chloroplastic-like
Exons: 11
Coding region: 60-1307 (415 amino acids)
Biological process (GO): transmembrane transport
Cellular component (GO): thylakoid membrane
Molecular function (GO): ATP transmembrane transporter activity
Source: RefSeq, a predicted model, not a curated record
GGUUUUUAAACCCAACCCUCCUUCUCCUCUAGCGCCUUAUCUCCUCUCCGCCACUUCAAAUGUCUAUUUCAAUGUCAGCUAGAGAGGAGAGAGCUCUACUCUCAUGGCGCAAAAUCCCCCACCUCAAAAACGGCGUCGUUCCGCUCCGCCACAACGCCACCCUCAGUUUCUCCUCCUCCGCCGCCGCCGAAUGUAAGUUCGCGUGUGUCUCGGUGGCGGAAACGAAACUGCAUCACGAUUUCAUGCCGACGCUGUCUCAGCUCCUCAAGCACCCGCUGGCAGCUGUGGCCUUCGUUCCCAGAGACGCCGCUCUGUUCUCCGCCGGCGCCAUCGCCGGAGCCGCUGGCAAGACCGUCACGGCGCCGCUCGACCGGAUCAAGCUCCUCAUGCAGACUCAUGGUGUGCGGGUUGGGCAAGAAAGUGCUAAGAAGGCAAUGGGUUUCAUUGAGGCCAUAACAUUUAUAGGGAAGGAAGAAGGCAUUAAAGGUUACUGGAAGGGCAACCUCCCCCAGGUGAUUCGGGUCAUACCUUAUAGUGCUGUCCAGCUCUUUGCUUAUGAAAUUUAUAAGAAAAUAUUCAGGGAACAGAAUGGUGAGCUCUCUGUUGUGGGAAGACUUACAGCAGGUGCUUUUGCUGGCAUGACAUCCACUUUUAUAACCUACCCAUUAGAUGUUCUGAGAUUACGGUUAGCUGUCGAACCUGGUUAUCGAACCAUGUCAGAGGUUGCCUUGAGCAUGCUAAGGGAAGAAGGGUUUGCAUCUUUUUACAGAGGCCUUGGGCCUUCUCUUAUUGCAAUAGCUCCUUAUAUUGCAGUGAACUUUUGUGUUUUUGACUUAUUAAAGAAGUCGUUGCCUGAGAAAUAUCAAAAGAGAACUGAAACAUCUAUACUCACUGCUGUGCUUUCGGCAUCUCUGGCCACACUUACAUGCUAUCCUCUGGACACUGUGCGAAGACAGAUGCAAUUGAAGGGUACACCUUAUAAGACAAUAUUAGAUGCUAUUUCAGGUGAGGAUUACUCCUGUUUACUUUUUUGCUUCAGCAAUUUAUACUGUUUGCUGAGGCAUGCAGUUAAUGUGUUGCGCUUUUACCAAAUUUAUACUUUUGUUAAUGCAGGUAUUGUGGCACGAGAUGGAGUCAAUGGUUUGUAUCGGGGAUUUGUGCCCAAUGCCCUAAAAACCCUACCAAAUAGCAGCAUCAAGCUUACCACAUAUGACAUUGUUAAGCGCCUAAUUGCAGCUAGUGAGAAAGAGUUUCAAACAAUUACAGAGGAAAACCGCAACAAACAAAAGAAUAUCAACAAUCAAUGAAAGUAAACUUCGGAUUCAUAUUGUUUUGGCCAUUUUUCCUCCCUUGAAAUUUUUUUGGAAUUAAUACUCCAUAUAGAACUUUUCAUUAUUUGUGGGAAUUGAUUUAGCCUAUCUGCCAGCAGUGAUGCUAAUUGUCCGCAGCCAAUGUUUCUGUAUCCGUUGGCUGAGAAUUUUGUAGAAUAUAUGUUUUUGCUUGGUGCGCUGUAAAUGCUAUAUUCUUUUGAUGAAUUCUUCAUUAGAUUUAAUUUUUCGGGGAUGUUGUACCUACCCAAC